Molecule: messenger RNA, 639 nt
Organism: Lachancea lanzarotensis
Lineage: Eukaryota; Fungi; Ascomycota; Saccharomycetes; Saccharomycetales; Saccharomycetaceae
Gene: SFM1
Product: LALA0S09e01222g1_1
Exons: 1
Coding region: 1-639 (212 amino acids)
Biological process (GO): peptidyl-arginine methylation
Molecular function (GO): protein-arginine omega-N monomethyltransferase activity
Source: RefSeq, a predicted model, not a curated record
AUGAAAUAUAUCAUCGAGCAUAUGGAGCAGGGCUUCAGUGAAUGGGUUGCCUUGGAAUACGCUCAAAUAAUCAGAGACGUGGGAGCAUCCAACCUCAUCUUGUCGUCGUUGCCAGAGGGAACUGAGGAAUCAGACAUUCCUGAAGCAUUGGUACGUAUGGGAUUGCAAUGGACGACGAAACCAUUGGUGGACAUACAUGAGGCGUUCCCCGAUCUUCCCAAAUUAAGAGAGAAAAGAGUGUGUCUCUUGGAUCCUCGUGGAAAGGAGGAUUUGAAGCCCCAGGAUGCUUACGAGUACGACUAUUUUGUUUUUGGAGGGAUUUUGGGCGACCAUCCUCCUAGAGACCGUACAAACGAGCUGUAUAGGGCAUACCCAGACCUUUUGGUGGGCAAAAGACUUGGGGCCAAGCAAAUGACCACUGAUACGGCGAUUAGAACCACUCAGUUGAUUGUCGAACGCCAGCUAGAGUUUGAGAACAUCAAAUUCAUCGACUAUCCGGAAUUCAGGUUUAGCAAAAGCGAGGCCACGGAAAUGCCGUUCAGAUACGUUCUUGACGACCAAAAUAGGCCCAUCCUACCGGACGGAAUGUUGGAUCUAAUCAAGAAGGACUCCGAGCAAAGUCUAGACGGUCUUCUAUGA